This is a messenger RNA of Microplitis mediator, 8650 nucleotides long. It is a transcript of the gene Vmat, whose product is annotated as synaptic vesicular amine transporter. The record is from RefSeq and is a predicted model, not a curated record. The transcript is spliced from 12 exons. Gene Ontology annotation, cellular component: terminal bouton; synaptic vesicle membrane. NCBI's taxonomy places the organism in Eukaryota, Metazoa, Arthropoda, Insecta, Hymenoptera, Braconidae. Bases 450 to 2003 code for a protein of 517 amino acids. Gene Ontology annotation, biological process: aminergic neurotransmitter loading into synaptic vesicle; transmembrane transport. Gene Ontology annotation, molecular function: serotonin:sodium:chloride symporter activity.
CGUGCGAAAGACAGAAGAGAAAAGAAAUCGUAAGGAGAGGGUGAUAAUGGUGAUACGAGAAAAUAGACGUGGGUGUAGGUACAAUCAGUGAGAAAGACAUAGAAAGAGAAGUCAGAGCGACUUUAUGAAAGUGGUGGGAAAUCCUGGACCAUGCGCUCUGGCACUUGGGAACAUAUUGUGAUCGUAAAAUUUAAAGAGGAAGCCGAGAAGACGCUUGAGAGACGUGGCCAGCAGUUACCAGAGAUCGGGCCGCUGUGCCGGCGAUAACAUCAAGGUUGAGGAUGCGACGACGGUGGAUCAACUUUCAAUUGACCACAGGGAUUCCACGGCUGAGCAUCCGCAAAUUCCAACUUGGAAACCGGAAGGAUUAGCGGAAAUUUUUCGUUCUGAUUGCUAGUAGUAUCGUUUUUUAAGGUGCUGUGGAAGACAUAGCAAAUAAAAAUUUGAGUAUGAUGGCUGGAGGAACAUGGAGUGGUUGGUUGCAAAGGUGUCGGGAGUCUCGGAAACUUGUCCUUGUCAUCGUAGCUAUCGCACUUCUGUUGGACAAUAUGUUGCUUACUACUGUCGUGCCGAUCAUUCCAGAGUUUCUUUACGAUAUCAAACACCCCAAUAACACUUUAAGUCAACACUUAGAUGGACCUCACUAUACAACUCGUCCAAUGACCAUUGCUAGCAUCAUAAGUACUCCUAUUCCACCAACUAAAUGCACCUGUCCUCAACUGAAUGCUUCAAAUAGCGGGCAACUGGAAUUUCUUCAACUAGUAACGAGUACUUCGUCUCCCAUCGCGAAUGGUUCUAUAGCUAAUGUGCCCACAACUAAUGCCACGAGUUUAGAAAAUCUGGAAAAAGCUCAAAGACAUCGAGAAUUGCUAGAGGAAACUGUCGCCGUAGGAAUAAUGUUUGCGUCAAAAGCUUUUGUUCAGUUACUAGCUAAUCCUAUAGUAGGACCUCUGACUCACAAAAUUGGAUACAGCGUUCCCAUGUUUGCUGGAUUUGUCAUUAUGUUCAUCUCUACUUUGGUUUUUGCUUUUGGUCGGAGCUACAGUGUCCUUUUUAUCGCUCGGGCAUUACAGGGUAUAGGUUCUUCUUGCUCAACUGUUUCCGGCAUGGGAAUGUUGGCGGAAAGAUAUCAAGACGAUAAAGAACGAGGUAAUGCAAUGGGUAUCGCACUUGGUGGAUUGGCUCUGGGAGUUUUAAUAGGGCCACCAUUUGGUGGAUUAAUGUAUGAGUUUGUGGGAAAAUCUGCACCGUUUCUUGCAUUAUCGGUCCUGGCUUUAGGUGAUGGACUGCUUCAACUUCUGAUGCUGCAACCAACUGUCGUUUACACUGAAACUGCGUCACCAUCAUUGAAAGCCUUAAUUACAGAUCCUUAUAUUAUCGUAGCUGCAGGUGCAAUCACGUUUGCCAACAUGGGAAUUGCAAUGCUGGAGCCCAGUUUACCGAUUUGGAUGAUGGACACAAUGGGCGCAAGUCGAUGGAAACAAGGCGCCACUUUCCUUCCAGCCAGUAUUAGCUACCUCAUAGGUACUAAUCUAUUCGGGCCACUCGGCCAUCGAAUGGGAAGGUGGCUGGCAGCAUUAGUUGGAUUAAUUGUUAUUGGGUUUUGCCUGAUGCUCAUACCUCUAGCAACGAAUAUCAAUCACUUGAUAAUGCCGAAUGCUGGUUUAGGCUUCGCGAUUGGUAUGGUCGAUAGCUCAAUGAUGCCAGAGUUAGGAUACUUAGUUGAUAUAAGACACACUGCUGUUUAUGGCAGCGUUUAUGCGAUUGGUGACGUUGCAUUCUGCUUGGGUUAUGUUGUUGGUCCUGCUUUGAGUGGAACUCUAGUCAACACGAUUGGUUUUGAAUGGAUGCUCUUUGGAACCGCAAUGUUAUGCUUUUUAUAUGCACCUCUCAUGUACUUUUUGAAAGCCCCUCCAACGAAAGAAGAAAAAAAGUCUCUAAUCAUCGGGGAGAAGUCAUCAGUUCGUUACGUCUCUUACGAAAAUGAUGAAGAGGAACAAUAAAGAGUAUCGCAAUCAUUGAGUAAAUUUUUUUUUUCCAUAUUAUGUUCAUAAAAUCUAUUAUUUCUUCAUGGCCCGCUUCGCAGGAAAAAAUUCAAAAUAACCCACGUGUUAGUUUUAUUAAUUUCUUAACAUAAAUUAUAUUAAUUUAUAGUACAAAAAAAAUGUAAGCUUGUGGAUCUGGUUUUGCUUUUUUACUACACAGAAUAAUAAUUCAGGGUCGCAAGUAGAUAUUUAAUAAUUAUGGAUACGAUCUAGUAAUGAAUGAUUUACUUUAAUUGGAGAACAAUUUUUCUCCGUGUAGUUGAUAAUUUAUUCUAGUAAAUGAGUGAUUAAUAAUUGAGAAAAAUUCGCAUAGAUGGCGGCCUGACAAAUUACGGACAUUGUUUAAAGACAACCGGCGAUCAUGGCCGAGCGGUCUAAGGUGUAAGACUUAGAUCUCUCGAACAUGAUCACUGGCCAGGCGUGGGUUCGAAUCCCAGUGGAAGCCGAAAGAAUUUUCCACGCAUAAAGUGUGAGGUCUUUCGGACCUGAGAUUCGUCCCGAUGCCGACAUUUAAAUAAGAUCGGUAUAAAGAAAAUGAAUUUGAUUUGAUGUGAGGUAAUCUGUGGACUAUGUUUUCUUAAGCUCAAUGGAAUUGUGUUCCUGAGCGUUCUUGUAACUUUAGAAUGACCAGACUCGCUUUAAUUAAAAAAAAACAAUUGGUUAAUGACUUUAUACUUGACUGUUGUAAAUCUCUUAUUAGAUAGUAUUUAUAUAUUUAAAAGAAUAGUGAAUUCCUAGCAAAAUCAGUCGUGAGUCCAGAAAAUAAAAUAGUUUUUCUAUUUUCGGUUAUUUUCCUUACUAUUGGCUCUAACAUUGAACUACAGUAGAGCUUUGAUAUUUUUAAAAAAUAAACGUUUUAGUAGGUUUCGCAUAUCUUGAUAAGACAAAUCAAUCGGACAGGAAAUUAAAUUUUUUAAGGUCAGGAUAAGGACGAGCUAUUAUUUAAACACAAUGAAUACUUUAAAAUUUGAAAUUUUUCUUUCAACCUAACUUCAAUUCAUUGAUUUUUGAAUAUCAUCGAAAUAUAAAUUCGUAACCUAACCCAACUAUAAAAUGACAAAUGUAUGGAAUUUUCGAACCUAGUUCUGUAAAAUGCAUGUUGAAACUUAUGAUUUAAUUUUCUUUUUAUUCAAUUUUUGUGCAACGAUUUUUCUAAAAUUCGAAGGACAACGAAAGUAUUUACAUGAUUUUAUUUUGAAAUAUUAUACCCCCUCAAUAUAUUGUGUUGAUCAUAAUUAAGUAAGUGAAAAUUUUCCGUUAGUCAUUUGAGAUAAGUGUGCGCAGUGGGUAAGUAUGCGCAAAACCAUGCAUUGAUGUCCGAAAACGCACACUUGCCCCAAAUAACUCUAACACUUUAUUGGUAAAUUUCUUGAAGUCAGAGGACAAGAAAAAUUUUAUCAUAAUUAACGACAGUUUUCAUUUCUUUUUAUGAAAUUUUCCACUCAGGAAUCUAGGUCAUAGUUUUUAUCACAAUCAAUCACAUUUUUUUUCAAUGCAAUCAAUAGUAUUGUAGUAGAAAAAAAUGAAAGACAUUUUUCAUUAGCCAUAGCUUAGCUAAUUAGGGCUUGGGUUUGUCAGCUGAUCAUAUUUCUUGAAAAAAAAAAAAAAAAAAUGAUUGAUAAAUAUAUAAAUACUAUUUUUGGGUAGAAAACGUUGCUUUGGCCGAGUUUAUAAUUUUUAAUUCCUUAAUUUCUUCGAUUACAAAGAAAAAAAAAAUAGAUUCACUGUAACGAUGCAUAUUCUUGAAGUUGAAAGAAAUUUUCAAUAUAUUAUUGAAAAUAAAAUGUUUUUUCUUAAUAAGAUAUGCAUGAUGCAUGUUGUGAGCUACUUGUACCGUCUGUAAUAUACAUUUUACUUUUGAAAGUAUAAAAUAUUAAUAAUUUAUGCUAAACGUGAAAGAAGACAUGAUAAUUUUUUUAGGUUAACAUUUGAGGUUUUAAUUUUUUAAAGAUUAUAUAGUCGACCCAUAGAAAGUUCGGGAUUUUGCCGUACCACAAUUAUUCCUUCUUUACCACAAUAUUUGGAUUGGCACAUGCGCAAAAUAUCUUUUUCAGAAUGUUAUAGUGGAGGGACAAAGAAUAAUGGUAGGGAAAAAUCCCAGGCUGUUUCCGGGAUGACUAUAAUUAGUAAUUGAUAAUAUUGAUUAAUCAAAAUAUAAUGUUACCUAAAUGGUUAGAAAUUAACCCCUUAGCGUUUGGGAGUCUCGAAAAGUCUCGGGGUGUGUCGAGUGGGGGAGCGCGAAUCAAAAAGCAUCGUGGAUUCGUAUGCGUGCAAUGUGAGAGUAGUAGUGUUACUGUGUGUCCCUUUUCACUCAUUUUAACCCUACUUUGUGUACAACGACCCGCUUGAACAUGGAGUUAGGUUUCAAAAUCAAGCGCUAAUGGGUUAAUUAUCUAAAUCAUUACUAUUUUCAAUUAUGAUGAACGUAAUAUAAAUUUAAGUAUUAGAACUCAUUAAAAAAACAUGAGUUGGGAUUGGCGAAUUAAUUAUUACUAAAAGUAGUCUAUUUUUCUCGUGUAACAAAAUUAUAUUGUAAUCAAAAUUUCGAUAUUUGAAGAAAACUACCUGGUCAAGAUUCUCUGAAUGGCUGCAGAGAAACUGCGCAAUAAAAGCAACUAGGUUUUAUGAAAAGUUUUCAAAUUUUGGAUUUAAAUUAGUAACUAUUGUAAUUUUUAUAUCUUCAAUUAAUUAUGAAGAAGAAUAAUCUGAGAAAAUGGAACUACUUUUGGAAAUGAUUAAUAACGAUAUUUGAUACUGAAAUUAUUGCAUUUAAAUGAAAUACGGAAGUAUAAGUUUUGAAAUGGAGUAUUUCAGCGAGGUGUUUGUCAAAGUGCCAAAAAUUAAAUGAAAAAGUAUUUAAAUACAUUUGUAAUGAUCUAAUGAUGAUAAAUUUGAAGCGAAAAUCUUUCUAUUAAUUAAUAAUAUUAAUAAUGCUAAUAAUAAUAUUUGUCUAGUUACAUAAUAAUGUUGAUAAAAAUUUUUGAAAAAUGGAACCUUGAAUAGAAAAUUCGUAGAAGCAAUACAAAGUUUCAUGUACGCACGUAUACUUUUCACUUCAGAAGCUUCACUUAUAUAAUACACUAAUUAGCUUUAUUGUAGAAUGCAUACAAUAAUAAUACAUAUUUUAAAAUAUUUACUCUAUUGUAACUGUAGUUAUAAAAUUAAGAAAGUUGAUGUUGAAAAAAAUCGUACUGUGGCUGAAUAAAUUUUUGACUCGGAAAUUUAUUUUUUAGACGAGGGAGGUUUUUUUCAAAAAAUUUUACUCGUCUAGAAAAUAUGAUUAUAAGAGAUCAAAUUUUCUCUAUAUAAGAUGCAUUAAAACAAGUUUAGAUAUCAUCAAUAUAUAUAUAAUAAUCUGUACUGGCGUGUAUUUUAUCUACUUAAAAAUUAAUUACAUCUUGUUCAGAUCCUAAAUUACUAUUGAAAGAACUAAGCGCUGAUUUACUGUAUUGAGUUGGGUGGCCCGAAAAAAACGACUACUUUUUUUUCGAGGCUCAUAUGAAAAUUUGUUGGCUCAACAUUUUUUAAAAACCCUCUCGAAAAAUCAGCUCGAUUCAAAAUUUUAAGGGGUCACUAAAAAAUUUCAAAAUUUCCAAAAAUGAUUGAACUUCGGAUUUUGUUCUUCUAGAUUUUUUCUUUCUCGUGGCAGAAAUAUUUUCUAAAUGUAAAAUCAAUACCAUGCUGAAAAUUUUUGCUUGAAAUAUAGACUUUUGAACGUCGCUCAAAAAUUAUGAAUAUUAACUCAUAAUAUUUUAUUAAUACUUUGAAUUAUUUUUCGUACUUUUUUAUGACUCAAUUGUCAUUUUACUAAUUUAUAAUUUUGCAUAACUAAAAAAAUACUGGACAGUUUCAAACAAUAAAAUUGGCCAAGAUUAGAAUUAUCAAAAAAACCAAAAAUUGAAUUAAAAAAAAAAGUAUAUAAAUAACUAAAUUUUUUUUGUCUUGGGUUCUAUUUUUACUCAUUAUGAUACAAAUUAAUGGUAAAAAAAUCAAGAAGCUUUAAUAUUAAUAUUCAAGGGUCGCUCAAAAAUGUCCAAAAGUCAGUACUCGGAAAAAUUCAAAAUUCCUAAGCGACAACUAAAUAUUUAAAUUUUUGACUAAAAUUUUCAGCAUAUUCGAGAUUUGAAAUAAAAUAAAUUGCUGCCAUGGGAAAUAAAAAAUUCAGAAAAAAAACUGAAUUUCAAUCAUUUUUGGAAUUUUCAAAAUUUCUGUGCGACCUCUUAAAAAUUUUUUAUCAAGCUGAUUUUUGGAGAGGGUUCUUAAAAUUCGUUAAACCAAAAAAUUUUAAUACGAAGCGCGAAAAAAAUAGUCGGUUAUUUCGGGCCUCCCUACUAUGAAGUGAAUAAACACUUGAUCAAACUAGAACAUUUAUUAUUAAUAAUUAUUUCGUAACUCUCGAUAUAUAUCUAUGUGUGCAUUUGAAUGAAAAAAUGAUCUAGACUUAACGAGAUUCAAUCAAAUCUACUCAAUCUAAUUCUUGAGCAAAUUUACUUUGCAUAUAUAAAGAAAAAUACAUAUAUCUACUUAAAUAGAGGUGAAAUAAAUAUAUAUGAAAGAUUAUUAAUAAAAUUGGAUUUAUAUGAAUCUAAAUAUUAAAUAACUACGUAAAUCUAAUUCAUUAUCUUUCUUGGAUCAUACAUAUACUUAAAUAUAUAUAUAAUAAUAUGACAUGAAGAAUUUAACUCGAAUUAUGUAGAGCUUUAUAUCGUUGAUGUUUAUCUCAUAUAUAUUAGAAAUAAUAGUAGAAUAUUAUAAGGGUUCCAUUGAAGAUAAAAUUCUUAAAACCAAAACUAUUUGUCAGAUUUUCGCUGCGAAUUUACUUAAAAGCCGCUUGCGGCUACUCCUUAUACGCAACGCGAGUCAAUUUAAUAAAAGUGUUUGAAAUCGAAAAAAAAACAAAAAUGAUGAUCACUGACACAUUGACAAACACCUACAAAUACUGCAUGAAAAACAGAACAACGUAAAGUACUUCCGUUAUAAAAUUUUGAAUGCAGAUAGUGCCAAAAAAGAUGAUUGAAAUUGUAUACAUAUAACUCGAUCAUAUCGUAAAAUAUUUACCAAAAAUAUAUGAUUGUAAACGAAAGUAUGAAAAAAAGUAUUGAUAAAUGAUUAUUUGUAAAAUUAAUGAUAGUUUAUGAAUAUUAUAUACAGUCGAAUUUCAUCAACUUGACAGUUAGUCUUUAGAAGAAGGGAAAUUUCCUGGGAAUCCCGACUUAUCGAAUGCCCUUCCCCCUUUGGAGAGUAAACUACUAUCGGGUGGGGGCAGCGUAGCUCAUAGUGGGGGUCAAGAUUGAGGGGAAGUUUCGAGUUAAUGGAAUCUGGGUUAACCCUUUAUCGUUUGGGAGUGUGAGUAUAAUCGAGUGCGGAAAACGCGAAUCAAGGUCGUGGGUUCGGAUGCGUGCAAUGUGAGAGUAGUAAUGUUACUGUUUGUCCAUUUCCACUCAUUCUAACCCUACUUUGUGUACAGUAACAGUGCCGUAGUUACAUAGCUAAGUUGAAUAUGGAAAGAAAAAAUUUUUUUUCUAUACUACGCCCCUGCGGAUGCUACGGGCCCACAGUUUCCUAACGACCCGCCUGAACAUGGAGUUGGUUUUCAAAGUCAAGCGCUAAAGAGUUAAUGAAAUUCGACUGUAUACUGUUUUAUAGUUUAUUUAUAUUGUAUAUUGGUAUACUUUUAUUUCAUCUUUAUGUGAAUAACAUCAAGCUUUCAUAUCUAGUAAUUAUAUUAUAUCGGUAUUAUAAACGGCCGACAUAUAGUUGAAUUGCCAAUGCAAUCAAGACAAAUAAAAUUUAAUUAUAGAUAAAUGUUAUUGAAAAAAAUGAAAAAACAAAAAAAAAUUGCUAUGGAAAUCGGUUAGCGUACAUUAGUAGAAAAUAAACAUCUCAACGGACAUGGAUAUACAUAAAUAUAUAUAGCUUCUUUUUUUUUUCAUUACGUAUGUCCAAUACGAAUGAUAAGAACUUUAAUUAAAAUUGGAUGAUAUCUGAAAUAAUGAAGAAAUUUCAAACAUAUGAUGAAGUUUGUGCGAUGAUUAUUAUAUGUACUUAACUUUCGGGCUGCUAUUGUGAACAGACAAUAAGCCAUGAUAAUGAGCUCGACUCCCCCAAUCUUAUAUUGAUUGGAAUGUAGAGUUUUUUUUUUCAACAAAAUAUACGUCAGUUAAUGAUUUCGUUUAUUUGAACUUAACUGUUUUUAUUAUCGUCGUUCUUUCACGUAUGCAUAGAAGUCAAAAAGUAUGUUAUCAAAUAUCAUAUUAAUAUAUAAGUAUUAAAUCAAAAAUUACAUAUUAAAUAAUAUAUUGAAGUGUAAAAUUUAUUGAAUUAAAGUUUUGCGUGGAUGCGUAAUUUAUUAUUUAUAAUAUUAUUGAAAAAAUGAUCUAUGUUAUUAAAUAUAUUUAUAUUGUGAUUUGUGAUGAGAUUUUAAAAAAAAUUAUUGACACAAAAUAUAUUUCCAUUAUAAUAAAACUAAUGAGCUGGUGUAUGGGUCCGAUUUAUGUCUGUUUUAGUAAGGGAUAACAAGAAAAGAGGAUUAGAGUAUAUAUUCUCUUCUUUACUUUAUUAUACUUGAUUGAAGAAAAAUAAUAAUUAAAUAAACAUAUUAUAAA